Molecule: messenger RNA, 1098 nt
Organism: Chaetomium fimeti
Lineage: Eukaryota; Fungi; Ascomycota; Sordariomycetes; Sordariales; Chaetomiaceae
Exons: 1
Coding region: 1-1098 (365 amino acids)
Source: RefSeq, a predicted model, not a curated record
AUGGACAGCCUCCAGCGGAGCGUCAAACAAACGGACGGAAUGCUUCGUGCAGUCGUCCAGCAAUUGAGCAAGCAGAUCGCGACCAUGGGUACCUCGAACAGCAAUUCGAAACUCGCCCGCACUGCGAAGAAGCUCGAGGCUUCACUCGCCCAAGUCCAGCGUGUCCACGGACAUCUUGAGUAUGACCUCGGCAAGCUUGCAGCCAUCAUUGAGGGCUCUGCCGCCAAGGAGUCCGACAUUGAGCAAUCUACCGAUGAGGAAUCUGCCGACGAAGAAUCUUCCGAAGAUGAAUCUGUCAACGAGAAAGACAAGGCGCUGAGUCGGAUGGAGACGAAACUCGACUCGCUCACGACACAGGUCGCCGAGUUAGAACCCUUGGCCCUGCGGAGCGAGUCCAAGAUCGAUGAUGUCCUAAGUGUCUGCAAAACAGCAGACAAUUCCCAGACCCUGAGCGUUACUCGGCUUGUCGCUAUUGAGCACUCACUAUCCGAGAUCAAAAAGGGAAAUGGCGGCGGUACAUACCCGGGCGCCGUCGCCACCAACUCGGGGUCCCUUCCAGUCGUGGAACCUGCCAGGCCAGUUCCCCCGAGAGUCGACCAGCCAAAGCCUAAAAAACGGAAGAUCUCAUUCAUUGUUAGCAAUCCAGACCCGGCACAGUCUCACGAGGGCCAGCUGAGACAGCUGAGCGAUGACCAGAAAAAGAAUCUGCGGAAUUUCACCAAACUGCGGUCCCUCACGGAGGGGAUCCUCGAUCGGCUUGUCCCAUGCCCGGAUGGGCGCUUCUGGGAUGCGGAUCUCAUUUUUGAGCAUUUCCGGUCGCUCUGGGACACCCAGAGACUCUCCCUGCAGGUCGCUCAGCUUACGGAAUACAUGGAUGCGAAGAAGUCGCGGCUUUGGUUGUGCGUUCGGCGCAUGGCUACUAAUAGUCCCACCUCGCCGGCUUCGGACGGCGAAUGCGGGACCUGCAAAGUCUGGUGUGUCCAGCUAACACCAGUGGAGGCAGACAGUAAGAGCAAGGACAACCGAUACUACGCUCGGGUGGUGCGUAGCCGACGUGAUAGCUUACCGGUUAUUCGUGCCAUGUCUCCGCUGCUAUAA